AUGAGCAGCCAUAAGAUCAACAGCAACAGCGGCACGAGCACCCCACCGCGAGGACGACACUCAGGCUCUACACCAAACAUCACCGUCCGGCCGCUGUCGGUCUCGCCACCACCAAUACGACGAGCCGACGGCGGCCGCGGCAAAGGAUCGGACGCACAAGGGGGAGAGGGAGAUCAAGAUGGUGAUGUCACCGUCAAGGUUGUUGAGGUUUCGGUGACUAGCAAGGUCGCCGUGUACCAUAUUCAAGUUGAGACAACGCAUCCAUAUUAUGCACGCCCCAAAUUCACUUGCACCCGACUGUCCGUGGAGAUCGAUCGGCUCUAUGCCUACCUCACCAACACCUACCCACAAUACAUCCCUCACAUCCCGCCGCCAUCGUCACUAUUAUGGAUGGAGUACGACGAUUACAAGUGGGCGGUCGACGAGAGAGAGAAGAUAAGAACGAGGAUGACGGAGUUUUUGCAGGGCUGUUUGGAUGUCGGCUGCAUGAGGGCGGAUGAUACUGUGAGAUUGUUCUUGGAAAGUGAUUUUGAGUUUGUCUCCCCAAAUACCAACACAAACAAAAAACCGACAACUUCCUCGUCAUCCUCACGCAGCCUCCGUCCAUUCGGUGGCGGCGCGGUGAAGGAAGUCGACGUGUUCUUCGACAACGCUAAGGCCGCUGUCAGCGGAAUGGAGGCGGCGCUGGCGGCCGUGGCGCGCACUGUCGAAAGGACGGGGCGAAAUGGGAAGGAUCUGAGCAAGGCGUCCGGAGAGAUCGGAACGCAGCUGACGGCCGCUGCAUCUUCAAAUGAGGACAGGGCGCUCGCCAGAGCAUUCAAAUGCGUCGGCAAAGCUUUCCUCGUCCACGAGAGACUCCAAUCCGAUCACAUUCGAUCCGCUCACGAUUCUUUCAUCGCAUUUCCGCAACAGGCGACCCUCCUCCUCCAUCCGCAGACAGACGAAUGGAAGCGGCUCACGCAGCAGACCAGUCAAGCGCAGCAGGCUUUGCAACAUCGUCUUGACAUCUUACAGGACUAUGAGAACGCAUGUAAAGCAACGCAAAAGAAGUUGGUAGCCAUGGACAGGUUACGAGGCGCGAGUAAGAUUGCGCAGGAGAAGGUUGAUGUUUCUUUGAAGGACCUGACAGUGACGAAGCAAGUCGAGCAAGAAAUUCGUACACAGCUGCGAUCAACCACCGACACACUAAAAGCUCGAUUCCCCGCCUACGCCCAGCAGCAGGACCGCGAGAUUGCGAUGAGAGUGGACGAACAUGUCGCUCACCAAAAGAGAGCCGCCAAGAAGGUCCUGGAUCUUUGGAAAGGCGCCCUAGCGGACUUGGGUGGUUCGGCGGGGACACCGCUGGGUGGGUCGUCGGGAAACCUGGGGUCACCGUUGGUGAAGUGA
Fimicolochytrium jonesii is the source of this 1386-nucleotide messenger RNA. RefSeq lists its product as uncharacterized. Gene Ontology annotation, biological process: retrograde transport, endosome to Golgi; intracellular protein transport. Gene Ontology annotation, cellular component: endosome; retromer, tubulation complex. Gene Ontology annotation, molecular function: phosphatidylinositol-3-phosphate binding. Bases 1 to 1386 code for a protein of 461 amino acids. The record is from RefSeq and is a predicted model, not a curated record. The transcript is spliced from 7 exons. NCBI's taxonomy places the organism in Eukaryota, Fungi, Chytridiomycota, Chytridiomycetes, Spizellomycetales, Powellomycetaceae.